AUGCCGGCCGAGAUAAACGACCCGUCAAACGAGCUGUCGGAGUUCGAAAAACAGCGGCUCGCCAACAUCGCCGAACGAGAUGCGCUGCUGAAGAAGCUCACCCUCGAGGCGCAAUCCUCUGGUCUCUUGUCCAAACCGUCGCCAAAGACUGCAGCUGGCGAUGGCUCCCGAUCCAAGAAAAAGGCGACCCCAAAGAAGGCGAAGAAGGAAGAUGAGCCCCCCGUCCCCCGCCGCAUGUCGGCCAGGCUGCGCGGGAUCGCCGCCGACAGCGAGGUCGAGAAACGCAAAGCGGACGAGGCUUACGAGGCUGCCCAGGAGGCGGAACGGGCCAAGAGGAUGCGCAAGUCGGAUUUCUUUACUCUCGAUAACAUGCUGAUUUCCGGGCAGAAGCUCAGCGGCGACGACCUCCUCGGCGUGGAUGUUAUCACAAAAGGUGUCGCGAAGCCUUACCAACGGACAUUCGGCGAGGAGGAUGUCAAGAACACAACAGAUAAGGAUUUGAAAAAGCUGAGAGAGCAGAUGAGUGGGUUACAGCUUUGGGAGUUAUGGGAGCCCAACCGCAUCAAAAUCACGCCCGAACGAGUGUACACGAUGACGUUCCAUCCCUCCGAAGUAAAGCCCCUGAUAUUCGCCGGCGACAAGAUGGGCCAUCUCGGCGUCGUGGAUGCAUCCCAAGAGCGUCCGACAUCCAAUGUCAAACGGGAAGAUGAGGAAGAGGAAGACGACCCGGAUCCAGCAAUCACAACACUCAAGCCUCAUACUCGCACCAUCAGUUCAAUGGUCAUACAACCGCAGAAGCCCACCCAUUUGUAUACUGCCAGUUACGACAGCUCCAUUCGGGAAAUGGACCUGGAGAAGAUGACCUCUGAGGAGAAGUAUGCACCCGAAGACACGACCACGGAAGACCCGCUCUCCGGCAUUGACAUGGCACCGGACGAUCCCAACUGUCUGUACUGGACCACGCUGGACGGCGCUUUCGGGCGCUACGACGUCCGGACACCGGCCAAGGAGAGCACAGUUGCGCGCUGGCAGCUCUCCGAGAAGAAAAUCGGGGGAUUCUCCCUGCUACCGUCUCAUCCACAUUAUUUCGCCACGGCAAGCCUGGACCGGUUCAUGCGUCUUUGGGAUCUCCGAAAGCUAUCACACACCGACCCCGUGCCCGUGGGAGAACACGAGAGUCGCCUGUCCGUUUCCCACGCUGCGUUCAACAGUGUCGGUCAGAUCGCGACUUCGUCGUACGACGACACCAUCAAGCUGUACGACUUUGGCCGAAAGGGCAUCGCAUCAUGGAGUCCCGGCCACACGCUUUCUGAUGACGACAUGAAGCCGGACACUGUCAUUAGGCACAAUUGCCAGACAGGGAAAUGGGUGACUAUUCUUCGCCCCCAAUGGCAGCAGAACCCCCAAUCGCCAAUCCAGCGCUUCUGCAUCGGCAACAUGAACCGCUUUGUCGACAUCUACAGCGCAAGCGGCGACCAGCUUGCUCAGCUCGGGGGUGAUGGAAUCACGGCGGUGCCUGCGGUGGCCGUUUUCCAUCGAAGCAAAGACUGGGUUGCGGGCGGCACGGCGAGUGGAAAGCUUUGUCUGUGGAUGUAG
Messenger RNA from Rasamsonia emersonii CBS 393.64, 1596 nucleotides. RefSeq names its product WD repeat-containing protein. The coding region runs from base 1 to 1596 and encodes 531 amino acids. Lineage: Eukaryota; Fungi; Ascomycota; Eurotiomycetes; Eurotiales; Trichocomaceae. The record is from RefSeq and is a predicted model, not a curated record. The transcript is spliced from 3 exons. Gene Ontology annotation, cellular component: nucleus. Gene Ontology annotation, biological process: regulation of DNA damage checkpoint. Gene Ontology annotation, molecular function: protein binding; DNA binding.